CAGUUACUCAGUAAGCUUCUGUAAUUUGUAUUAUGCCUCUUUUAUGAUUAAGUUAUUAUAGGGUUGCUACCUGUCUGUUUUUUAACCAGCCUGGCUGUUUUUUGUACUGCCCUACCUGUUGCCAGUGAAAAGAUUUAAUGAGAUGCUUUUUUCACUUGAAACAAGCAGUUAAGCACACAGUGACCGUUUAUUUAUUUAUUUAUGUCUCGGAGGUGGCAGUCCUUAUUUAUGAUGCUACCUUAAAAACAAAAUGAAACCUUGAUUCAAGUUGUGACCUUGUUGUUCUGUUAUGCUAAAAUUUAGUGGCAACGUGUUGUGUUACCUCAGUACGAGAAGUUGGCAGGGAUUUCAAUUAAGGUCAGCUGUACCUCACCCACUGAAGUUACAGUAUUUCAAAACCAGGCGGCUCAGUGAAGUUUUUCCACUGUAGAAGCUAAGAGACAUGUAAAGCUAAAAGACAGUGGUCUGUCUCACAAAUUGAUGUGAAUUGUAGACACUUCAAUGAGGUGUCAGGAUGGUCCGGUUCAGUAUGAAUCAUCAGAGCGCCUCUCUGUUGCGCUUCCUUACUUUCCUUCUGCUAUGGGAUUACUCUGCUAGCCAGAGAACAGUCCAGAUACAACAAGGACGGCUUUACAGAGCAAAGGGCUAUCCAGUGACCAUAGCGUGUAAUGUGAGUGGACACGCAACAAACGCAGAACAGGAUUUUGAGUUCUCUAUCUUCAGCCCUGAUAAUCCACAACAACAAAUAAACAUAAUCAGCACAAAGAACACCAACUUUGCCUAUGCUAAAUAUGGAGGAAGAGUUAGGCAAAAAGACAUUUUCAUUGAGAGACGCUCCAGAGACUCAGUUUUGCUCCACAUCAGAAAACUAGUAGAUGGUGAUUCAGGAGAGUAUGAAUGUCAUACUCCAAACACUGAUUCGAAAUACUUUGGAACCUACAAUGACAAAAUGAACCUUACAGUUAUUGAAGACACACUUGAUGCAACACUGGGUAAGGAGACUCUUAAUAAAUUUGAAGGGGACCCACUGCAGUUGAAAUGUGAGGUAUCAAAACAAACCCUCCAGCACACACACAUAUCGGUGACCUGGUACCUUAAUAAGACAGAGGACCUGAGACUUCCAAUCAUCUCAUUGAUGAAGGAUUUUGUCUUGAACCCUGGAAGUGAAUACAGAGUCAGGUAUGAAGCAGGACACAUCAGAUUGGAUAAGAUCGGGGAGACAACGUACAGGCUGAGUAUCUCCCAGCUGCAGCAAUCAGACCAGGGACAGAUCUACUGUGAAGCCGGCGAGUGGAUCCAGGAUCCGGACAGAUCCUGGUACCAAACUACUUCAAAAACAACAGCAGCCACUACUGUUAAUGUUCAGAGUGUGGGGAAAGAUUUCAAUACACAGAUUGUGACCAACCAAGGACCACUUAAAGAAGGAGAUACUUUAGAGAUAAGAUGCACGGUGGAAGCACAAAAUAUUCCAGACCGCUAUUUCUCAGUGGUUUGGUUAAGAAACAAUGAGGAAAUGGCCAGCUUCGGACCCACUGGUGUACCAGACAUUGGGGAUAACUACAGAGCCAGAGAGAGCAAUAGGCAGGUGAAAGUCAUCAAAAAAAGUAACAGCGACUACUUAUUUAUAGUCUACCAUGUCAGCAAAGAGGACAGUGGGUCAUAUCAAUGCAGAGUUACCGAAAUGGAGAAAGGAUCAGGGGAAAAUUUCAUAGGGAAGACACCAAAAUCCACACUUGAAGUAAUGCUUGAUAUCCGCCCUUUACUGAGCAACUUAAGUGUUGUUGUUUCAAGUAACACAGUCGAUAUUACUGAAGGAGAUUCUCUUCAUUUUGACUGCAAGGUCACUGGUUCACAAGGGCAUCUAUCAGUCACCUGGCGACUCAGCCAGAGUCAUGAUAUCAUUACUCUGAACCAGAUUGGUGUGCUAGAACCUGGCAACUCAUACCGGGAGCGCAUUAGGAGUGGAGACAUCCGCGUGAACAGAGUAAGCCGAGAACUAUUCACCCUGGAUAUUACCAACUCUCUGGCUUCAGACCAGGGCACAUACAUGUGCGUUGUGACAGAGUGGACUGUCGAGGCCAACGAUAAGUGGAAGCAAGAGGAAAACAAGUUCCACGAACUUGCUGUUACAGUAACCUUGCUAGGGUCACUCCUGACUGCAGAGCUGAAGAGUCGCACAAUAAAUGUCAGAGACAAUGACAGUGUAAUUCUGCAAUGCAAAGUCAAAGGACCCAAGGUUCCACUAAGCAUUACCUGGACAUUUAUGUCCAAGGGCUCACAAACAGAGAACAUAGUGGUGAUCCACUAUGAUGGGAAAAUCACCUGGGGGAAAAAAACCGGUAACUUUAAACUGAUCUUACUGACUCUGGAAAAUACUAAAGUGACUCUAAUUUAA
This is a messenger RNA of Polyodon spathula (Mississippi paddlefish), 2395 nucleotides long. RefSeq names its product immunoglobulin superfamily member 3-like. NCBI's taxonomy places the organism in Eukaryota, Metazoa, Chordata, Actinopteri, Acipenseriformes, Polyodontidae. The record is from RefSeq and is a predicted model, not a curated record. The transcript has 7 exons. Bases 515 to 2395 code for a protein of 626 amino acids.